AUGGUGAUUUUUUUUCAUGUGAGGUGUUUUGCUCAUAUCCUAAAUCUGAUUGUGAGGGAUAGAAUUGAGAAGGCUAAGAGUUCAAUAUUGGCUCUUAGAGAUUAUGUGAAAUAUGUGAUUAGUUCCCCAUCUCGAUUGCAAAUGUUCAAAAAAUGUGCCGAGGAGGAAAGAGUUUUGGGUAAGAGGGCUUUGUGUUUAGAUGUACAAACACGAUGGAAUUCAACUUAUAUCAUGUUAAACAAUGCAAUUGAAUAUCAAUUAGUAUUUGAGAGAUUGGAGGAGAAGGAUGUGUGUUUCAAAAUUGAGGUUAAGAAUGUUAUGACGGAGGAGGAUUGGAUGACAGUUAAAAGUCUUCACAAGUUCCUUGAGAACUUUUAUGUGAUAACAAAGCGUGUCUCCGAUUCCAAGUAUGUGACUUCUAAUUAUUUCUUUCUUGAGACCAAUAGGAUUCAAGCUCUUCUCUUGAGUUGGGAAAAUCAUGAGAACGAGUUCUUUUCUAGCAUGGCCAUGAAAAUGAAAUUGAAGUUUGAGAAGUAUUGUAACAUCGAGAAGAUUAAUCCUUUGUUGAUUGUUGCUGUGGUUUUAGAUCCACAUUACAAGUUGAUGUAUGUUAAGUUUUCUUUCACAAGAUAUUAUUCCAUUAGCGAUGUUGAUGCUAUGAUUGAAAAAGUGAAGCUUAUCAUGAAGCAACUUUAUGAGCAUUACUCCACCUCUGUGUUAGAAUCUAUGGAAAAUGUGGGUCUCUCCAAAGGAGGAAAUGAUGUUAGAAUGGAUGAUCUUGGGAUUUCAAGUCUUAGGGUUGAUAUGCAUAAACAAGAUUGGCAUCAAUUCUUGAAAUCUGAAGCAACUGUGGUCAUUAAAUCCGAGUUUGAUCGUUAUUUGGAAGAUGGGGUUGAAGAGGAGUUCGAACACUUUGACAUUUUAGCUUGGUGGAAAAUGAAAGCUUCUACAUAUCGUGUGGUUUCUCUUAUAGCCCGUGAUAUUUAUCCAUUCCUAUAUCAACUGUUGCUUCAGAAUCGGCAUUUAGCACCGAGGGUCGAGUACUUGAUCAAUUUCACAGUUCUUUAA
Messenger RNA from Camellia sinensis, 1068 nucleotides. The record is from RefSeq and is a predicted model, not a curated record. Lineage: Eukaryota; Viridiplantae; Streptophyta; Magnoliopsida; Ericales; Theaceae.